AUGGCCGACACAGUUUGGUACUUUGCCUACGGCUCGAACAUGAAGUCCAUCGUUAUGGAGCGGCGGGGAAUGACGCCUCUCGAUGUCAAGCGGCUCGUCAUUCCCUCCCACAUACUCACGUUUGACAUCUUCGGGGUGCCGUACACUGAGCCGGCCAUGGCAAGCAUCGCUGAACGCGAGACAAUAGCGGCGGGCCAGCAAGCGGGCCGCCCCAGCCAACAGCCUCCGCCACCCGUGCAUGGCAUCGGUUACCUCUUGUCAGCGGGCGACUUCAGAAACCUCGUGGUCUCCGAAGGCGCCGGGACGGCUUACACCGAGGUGGAGCUACAGGCUCGGAUUCUUGAUGCCAGUGAAGAAGGCGACAUGCUUGCGGUCCGCACCCUGGUCGGCCGGUAUCCUUUCCGGCCCAAUCCACUGCCAAGUGCGCGCUAUCUUGGUCUUUUGAUUGAUGGGGCGCAAGAGCAUGGCCUCCCCGACUCGUACCGAUACUACCUCACAUCCCUGCCCAGCUACACAAAGUCUCUGUCCCCGAUGGAGGCUCUCGGCGCUCGCAUCUUUCUCGGGCUGUGGAUGCCCAUCAUUACCUGGACGAUGAAGCGCAUCAAGACUGCCGCCCGGGGCACGGAAUCGGGCCGAUCGAACUCGCGUUCGGGCGUGUUCAUCUACGUUUUUGUGUUUCUAGCCAUCCUCAACACAUCUCAGAGAAUGGAGGAUCCUUCGCCGCGAGCUCGUGCCUUCAGCCUUCUUGAGCAAGUUCCCCUCAUCGAUGGUCAUAAUGACUUCGCCUACAUGGUGCGCGGAUGGUUUCGGAACAACCUUAGCCAACCAGACUUCGACAUCCAUGCCAUGCCGAUUGGGCAGACUGACAUAGGGAGACUGCGCAAAGGCAAGCUUGGUGGCCAAUUCUGGAGCGCCUUCGUGCCAUGGUAUGCCACUGUUCACACGAGCCCCAUGGCGUUGUAUUUAAUGACUAGCUAUAGCCCAAAAGAUGGCGACAGCAAGGAUACUGUUCUAUUGUCAACUCUCCAACAGAUUGACCUAUUGCAUGGUAUCUUUGAGCAGUACCCGCGCACCUUCACAUUUGUGACGCAAUCAUCGGAAAUUCUCCCUGCGUUCAGGGCUGGCAGGCUGGUCAGCCUGCUUGGGAUCGAAGGCCUUCACCAAAUUGGCGGUAGUCCCAGCGUGCUGCGGAUGCUGUACCGACUCGGGGUGCGGUAUGCCACCCUAUGUCAUAACAAAGCCAACGAAUUUGCCGACAGCUCUACAGCGGAAAGUGUCCAUGGGGGACUGUCAAGGUUUGGAAGAAAGGUCGUGCAAGAGAUGAACAGGAUCGGCAUGAUCGUCGAUUUAGCUCACACCAGUCACGACGCACAGCUCGAUGCUAUGAAGCACAGCGAGGCUCCGGUCAUUUUCUCGCACUCGUCGUGCUACGAGCUUUGUCCCAAUCCCCGAAACGUUCGAGACGAAGUGCUUCAUAAGCUAAAGGCAAACCGCGGCCUCAUCAUGAUUUGUUUCAUCCCCUCACUUGUCACUCCACAGGAGACGGAACAGCAGGGCAUAUCGGGAGAUCACAAACCUCCAAGCGUGGCUUCUGUCGUUGAUCAUAUCAUAUACGUGGGCAAGACUAUUGGAUACGCCCACGUGGGCAUCGGAUCCGACUUUGACGGAAUGCUCGAGGGCCCGCCAGACCUGGACGACACGUCCUACUUCCCGAGCAUAAUUGAAGAGCUCCUCAGGCGUGGAGUGGACGAGGACAAUGUUAAGCUGGUGAUGGGAUUGAACGUAAUCCGUGUGAUGGAGGAGGUUGAGAGCGUGAGCAGAGUGGCGCAAAAUAUCGACCAGUGGGAUAUCCUUUGCGAUGAUAUCGCGUCCCCUUGGACUGAUGAGCAAGUUUCACUGUUGGUGGCCAGAGGUUCACUACGGAACACGAAUGGGACAGGAAACUUCCACUAG
Molecule: messenger RNA, 1953 nt
Organism: Purpureocillium takamizusanense
Lineage: Eukaryota; Fungi; Ascomycota; Sordariomycetes; Hypocreales; Ophiocordycipitaceae
Product: Membrane dipeptidase
Exons: 7
Coding region: 1-1953 (650 amino acids)
Biological process (GO): proteolysis
Molecular function (GO): metallodipeptidase activity
Source: RefSeq, a predicted model, not a curated record